ACAGAGCAGAACUAUUUGCUAGGAUUGGUUUUGAUCUUUGCUCAAGUUGUUGCUAGUGUUGGAGAUGCUGUCAUCAGGAUUCUGUUGCACAAAGAGAAAGAUAAAAAUAUCUCUCUGACGCGUGCCUUUUUCUCCCUUUCCCAUCCCCUUGCCGGGAACGCCGGAAAAGGAUCCCAGGCGGAUUGGAGGCAUUAGGUCGUCGGUUUGAAUCUCAGUGGUCGAGAAGGAAAUGUGGGUAAUGCCCGGCUCAUGGGGCAGAAGAAAGGAUCUCAGGGAGAUAUGAGAACUGUUCAUUUCCCCGUGGCCGUCUCCUCAAGGCUAGUUUCUUUGGAAAGCCUCGGUCUUUCUGGUCGUUGCAGGACCUCGCUGAGGGGCUGCAUUUCCUCUCUGAUUCUUUCUCUUGCCCCCGUGGGCCGGCAAAAGGAAGCUCCUGGAACUUUAAGGGACAUGGAUCUGGGGCUGAAGUCUCUAAAGGAAAACCUACAAGGAUAGAAGUCUCCGCAUCACCCUGCCUCUUGGCCAAGGCUGGGGGCUCUUUCCUUCCAGCAUCACCCGUCGUAAUUGAAGCAACAGAACAAAUAAAAUGGAGCUAUCUUGCUCAGCCAUGUGAGGACAAAUGAUCCAGAGCCUAAAAUAUACUGAAGAUGUGCAGCACUUUCACACACAUGGACCCAUGUGGCAACUAAGGGUCAAAACUCUCCAGAUGUCUUCCAAUAAUGAUCAAGUUUUUAUCCCAAUGUCACGAAGAAACACCAAUGACCUCUCCAGGAUGACCUCCAACAACCUGAAGACAUUUACUGAAGUAGCCGUGUUAAGUUUUCAUAACAUUUGCUAUCGAGUAAAAGUGAAGAGUGGCUUUCUUCUUGGCCGAAAAACAGUUGAGAAAGAAAUCCUGACAGAUAUCAAGUAUGUGCAUGAAUUUGUACUUAUGCACUUUAUGUCCUUUAUGUUCAAGAUGCUAGCGUCCGGGAGUUGCAAUGACAGUUCUUUCCAAUCUUUGUCUUUAGGUACAAGUUCUUUACCAACAGGCAGUCAUUGCCCUAACUUCCUUGCAUGUAAUUCCAGGGAAGAUGAGCUGAAGGUUGGAACUCAAUUUAUACGUGGUGUGUCUGGAGGAGAAAGAAAAAGGACUAGUAUUGGAAUGGAGCUUAUUACCGAUCCAGCCAUCUUGUUCCUGGAUGAGCCCACAACUGGCUUAGACUCAAGCACGGCAAACGCUGUUCUUUUGCUCCUGAAGAGCUUCUGUAUCUGCUUUUGUUCCCAAGUCAAGGAGACUGAAGAGCCUUCCAAGAGAGAAUCUCCACUCAUAGAAAAAAUAGCUGAGUCUUAUGGCAACUCUGACUUUUGCAGAAACACGAAAGAUGAGUUAGAUCGACUCGUAAAGGGUCAUCAAAGGAAGAGCUCAGCCUUUAAGGAGAUCACCUAUGCCACCACCUUCUGUCAUCAACUCAGAUGGAUUUCCAAGCGUUCAUUCAAAAACUUGCUGGGCAAUCCCCAGGCCUCUAUAGCUCAGAUAAUUGUAACAGUCAUCCUGGGAUUGGUUAUUGGCGCUAUUUUCUAUGAUCUAAAAAAUGAUCCUACAGGAAUCCAGAAUAGAGCAGGGGUGCUCUUCUUCCUGACGACCAACCAGUGUUUCAGCAGUGUUUCAGCUGUGGAGCUCUUUGUGGUCGAGAAGAAGCUCUUUAUACAUGAAUAUAUCAGUGGAUACUACAGAGUGUCAUCUUAUUUCUUUGGAAAACUGUUAUCUGAUUUACUACCCAUGAGGAUAUUACCAAGUAUUAUAUUUACUUGUAUAAUAUACUUCUUGUUAGGCUUGAAACCAGUUGUGGAGGCCUUCUUCAUCAUGAUGUUCACCCUUAUGAUGGUGGCUUAUUCAGCCAGUUCUAUGGCACUGGCCAUAGCAGCAGGCCAGAGUGUGGUAUCCAUAGCAACACUUCUCAUGACCAUCUCCUUUGUGUUCAUGAUGAUAUUUUCAGGGCUGUUGGUAAAUCUCAGAACUGUUGGGCCUUGGCUCUCCUGGCUUCAGUACUUAAGCAUUCCUCGAUAUGGCUAUGCGGCUUUGCAGCAUAAUGAGUUUUUGGGACAAAACUUCUGCCCAGGAGUCAAUGUAACAGCGAAUAAUACCUGUAGCUAUGCGAUAUGUACUGGCGAAGAAUUUUUGCUAAACCAGGGCAUCGAUCUCUCCCAGUGGGGCUUGUGGAAGAAUCACGUAGCCUUGGCAUGUAUGAUUGUUAUCUUCCUUACAAUUGCCUACCUAAAAUUGUUAUUUCUUAAAAAAUAUUCUUAAAUUCCUCUUUAAUUUACAUGAUUGAUCCACACAUUAAAAAUGGAGCAUCUUGAUUUAUUUUAAAUAUUC
Messenger RNA from Leptonychotes weddellii (Weddell seal), 2356 nucleotides. The record is from RefSeq and is a predicted model, not a curated record. Lineage: Eukaryota; Metazoa; Chordata; Mammalia; Carnivora; Phocidae.